AUGUCACUGAAGCCGGAGUCUCAGAGCAUAUCUGCUCCUUCGGGCGCCCCUGCACCGCCCGUUGCUCCCGCGAUGGCCAAUGCGCCGACGAAUUCCGGUGCGCCAGGCCCUGCUACCUCUGUCCAACAACAACAACAGCAGCAGCAACAACGUACUUCACGACGUCCUCCGCGAAAAAGCACGCUCACUCAGCAGCAAAAGAACCAUAAGCGUCAACGUGCCACUCAAGACCAGCUUGUGACUUUGGAGAUGGAAUUCAACAAGAACCCCACGCCAACUGCCGCAGUGCGCGAGAGAAUCGCGGAGGAGAUCAACAUGACUGAACGCUCGGUUCAGAUCUGGUUCCAGAAUCGACGAGCCAAGAUCAAGAUGAUUGCGAAAAGAGGAAUUGAGACGGGCGAAGAUUGUGAUUCCGUGCCCGAAUCGAUGCGCCAGUACUUGGCCUUGCACUGGGACCCUUCCAAAUCCCGUAAUUUGUUCAAUCGGGGCUAUGGUUCUGGUGACCCGAUGCUCAAUGCACCGACCUCGUCCAGCAAAAUCGUGAUAUCCCACUUCUCCUGUCGCUCCCUGAGAGUUGGAACGUGGAGACGUGUUGGCCAAAACACGAUGGACUUGGUCAUCUUUUAUUCACCGGACAAGUCUUGUAUGACAUACUAUAUCAACAAUGACUCUGCAGGAUACAAGAUCGAGUAUCCGUUUUCAUAUAUCAAGAAUAUCGCCUUGGAACCUGCGGAACCCGGUCCAACCGGUGAUGCUACCCCUCCAAAGUUUGGUGGAAUUGUCAUCGAACUAAAUCGUCCUCCAAAUUUCUACAUGGAUUCGUCCAACUCCGGUGGCUUCUAUCAGUGUGGUGACUUCACAGAAGAUCAGCAGGCCACCAAAUCUCUUGUUCACCAUCUUGGAGGCGGUCACCCAAAGGUCCUCAGCGUUCAAUUGGCGAAGCUAGUAUCCUUGGAAUCCUUUCAGAAUCGUCAUAUCCACUAUGGCUUUACCGGUUUCGCGUCGGCUCCGGUGUCUCCGCACAUCAUCCAUCGCCCAGCUUCACAGCCAAACCAAAUGGCCCGUCGCCAGUCCGCGAUCUACCAGGAAAAUCAUUUUGGUAUGGGGCUACAUCCACCGCGUGGCCAUAAACGCCAGCGCAGUCGUUCCGUGCCCGUUCCAGUUGAUUUCUCCGCGAUGCAAACGCCCAUGCCAUCCUUCCACGUUCAGAACCCGUCGACGCAAUUCCAACCCAAUCCGAAUAUCUUUGCUCCUGUACCCCAGACGCAUAUCCCGGUGAAUGGGGUUGCAGGUGCGUUACAGGUUGACACUUCUGCUGGCUACAAUCUCGAUUUCCACAAUUACCCCAUGUCUGCAGCGACGGCUUCUCCUCCAGAAUUCGCAAGCCCAUCUCUUUUUGCGACCACGGCUCCCCCCGACCAGCCACAGACGACUCACUUGGGCGCGCCAUACAAUGUCCCGUUCUUGUCACCUUCGUCGAUGGUCGACCAUGGCAAUGUCAUUGCACACUCAGCAUCUCCACUGUCUCACGUUAGUCAGGCCGAACCUAGCAUAGCAGACCAGUCACCACCACUUACCACUACGCAACGUAGUUCUCCCGCUGAAAUGUUUCCCGUUUCAAAUGACCCAGCAUCUUCGCUGCCUGACGACGGUCUCCUCCUGAGCGAGAUGUAUUCCAAGCAGAACCUAAAUGUCUCGAUGCCCUCACCCCCAAUGGAUGAUACCACUUUCGCCUUAACAUUGCAAGGCCUCCAUGAUCAAGGAGCUUCAGAUAAUGGCGUUGAUUUCCAUGGCAUGCUUUCCUUCGACACAGUGGAUCCAAUGUCGCUGGGUGCCGAUUCUUAA
Molecule: messenger RNA, 1845 nt
Organism: Coccidioides immitis RS
Lineage: Eukaryota; Fungi; Ascomycota; Eurotiomycetes; Onygenales; Onygenaceae
Product: homeobox domain-containing protein
Exons: 3
Coding region: 1-1845 (614 amino acids)
Biological process (GO): cell differentiation; regulation of transcription by RNA polymerase II
Molecular function (GO): DNA-binding transcription factor activity, RNA polymerase II-specific; RNA polymerase II cis-regulatory region sequence-specific DNA binding
Source: RefSeq, a predicted model, not a curated record